Molecule: messenger RNA, 2718 nt
Organism: Phytophthora infestans T30-4
Lineage: Eukaryota; Oomycota; Peronosporomycetes; Peronosporales; Peronosporaceae
Product: protein kinase, putative
Exons: 4
Coding region: 1-2718 (905 amino acids)
Biological process (GO): protein phosphorylation
Molecular function (GO): protein kinase activity; ATP binding
Source: RefSeq, a predicted model, not a curated record
AUGAGCAAGACGAUGAAGAAGUUCUGGAUGGACUCGGACGACAGUCGCUGGCACUCCAAGCACAAGGGCGACUUCAGCACGUCUGACCGUUUGGCUGACCACUUCGUCGGGAAGCUGCGUGAUGUAUGUCGUGAUGAGCAGAGUGAAGUGGCUAUCAUGAUCCGCUUCACGCGCAUCCUGAAGGAGUCGCUGGACUCAUACGAGAGUCAAUCAAACCUCCUCUUGAAGUUGGCGGACACGGGCCGAGUGGUGACGCUACUGCAUCGAUACGUCGACAACGCGCUGGACACACUCGAUUUCCUCGACCCAUCGGAGCGCGAGGAGUGGCACAGCCAGCUACUCGUCGAACGGGAGGAACGGCUCCAAGUUUUCAAGGAAUUUGCCCUGGACAAUGACCAAUUGGUUGCGGCUUUGGGCGAUAAGAAUCAACAACUGGAGAUUGUGACACUGCUGCGCUAUUGCGUGGAAAAAUACCACGACGGCAUCACGCCGUUCGCUGGUAAGAAUGAAAAGUACCGCGACAAGCUGACGACAGGAGAGCUGGAUACGAUAUCUUUAGUAUACGACGUGGCUGUGCAGAAAGCUGGCCUUGUGUCGAGUGAUCUGCCAGAUUGGUUCGUGACGUCUGAGCAUGAGUGGGCCUGGGUGAGCAAGGCUAAACUUGAAGACUGCAAACUUGGGUGGGACGUCAAGGCGAGGGAGAAAGACGCUGAUGACAACGUGAGCGAUGAAGUGCGUGGAGAACUCAACCACCCUCAUCUACGGAAAUUCUAUGGAGCGUCAUACGUUGGCAAGCCUUUUGUUAUCCACGAGUCGUGCUUUCCACCAACGUUCGAGAAGGAUGUGUGGCGCUACAUGGGGAACUGUGCACUUGGUCUGCAGUACGUGCACGAUCGCGGCCUCGUGUACCAUGACGUCUCACCGACGACACUUCGCUGCAGCUACUCGGAGCGCAGAGGUGUGUUGGAUGGACUGGGGUUAGUGCCACGAAGCCGUGUGGGUCGGUUCCAUGUGAUUGGAAACAAGGACAACAAAGACCAAACUGAAGAUCAGGAGUCUGCGGAGAGCUACGAUGUCUUGAGAUUCGGAAUUGCAGUGUUUUUCAUCUUGUUAAAUGGCCGCAACUCAAAUCUACCAGGGGAAACGAGGGACAAAAAAUUUGACACGUGGAAACACAAAACUACGUCGCGUCUACCGGAUGUACAACCGGGUUUUAUUACUGACGAAGAAUGGGAGAUGUUGCAAGGCCUCUGUGCUGAGAACCCCGCCGAUAGAACAAAGCUGGAGGACGUGAGUUUCAAAAUGAAGCUCCUGGAUGGAGAUGGAUCUCAGAGGGAUGUCGACAAAUCCCACAUAGUGGCCGACAUUUCGAACUACGUCAUACAGAGUUUUAACGGGACCAUUUCUGAGCUGCUUGACGAACUGGCCGAAGAUCAUGAAGAGGAAUUCACUCCCGAGGACCGGUCGGUCUUUAAUCGCCUUCAAGACGUGUAUUCGCAUAUGGAAAGAGCUGGAGAACUAUAUGGCGUUCUGGUUGAAGAUUUCAGUCUGCUAGCGUGGGAUUUCUUCAAAAAGUUUGACGAAAACAUGUCGAACAGCAGUGUGUCAAUGCAGAUUGCGUCACAGUCGGUAGCUGGCCAAAACUAUCAUUAUCACCACCAGAUUGACCACCUAGUGCACGAUUCCCCACAGUUGCAAGGCAUGGACACAGUGCAUCACUGGCAGCCUACGCUUUUGAAGAAUCCAUCGACAUUUCUUCAGCAUACGAGUAGACCAGAAGACAUCGCAAUGCUACGGUUUGAGGCACAGACUCGGGCUGGCGCUUAUGCUGCAGAUAUUGUCGACUCGAUGAAUACAGUGCUAAGAGAAGCGCAGCGGCGUGGGAUCGGCGGUUCCGGUAUGAUUCCCAAGUGGUUCAUUCCUAGCUACCAAGUUAAGCUGGAGGAGAACAUUGGAAGUGGAGGGUUUGCUUUGGUGAAUCUGGGCAAGUGGUUUGGGACAGACGUGGUUGUAAAACGACUGAAACCGAUGGCAGUCGACGAGAACCGUCGAAAUCAAUUCCGCCGCGAGGCAGAUUUGUGGUUUGCGUUGAACCAUUCCAACUUAAUCAAGCUGUACGGCGCCUGUUAUGAAGGACCGCAACCGUUCUUCGUCUGUGAGCGUGCAACACGUCAGACCCUCACCGACUACUUACAGCCAGAAAAGGGGAUCGAGCAUCUUCACGACCACAACAUCGUGCAUGGAGACCUCAAAAACGACAACAUCCUCGUGUGCGAGGGAGGAGCAGCAAAGAUUGCAGACUUCGGGCUGAGUGUUCUUGGAACCACACCGAAGUCUAUCGGGGUGCUGACUACGCAAGCUGUACGAUGGAAAGCACCUGAGUGUUUGGAAGGUAACCUGCCCACAUUCGCUUCGGACAUUUACGCGUUUGGGAUGUGCAUCAUCGAAGCAGUGACGGGCGACUUUCCAUGGGGACGAAAUCUGGCGGACCAAGCGGUAACUCGUCUUGUGAAAACUGAAAAGAAGAUUCCUGAUCGCCCAGCAGUUUUUAAAGAUAAGGAGUGGAAUCUCGUCGAGCGCAUGUGCCGCUGGGACCCUCAGAAGCGCAUUGGUAUCGGCUCUGUGAUCAAGAUGCUCGAGGAUAUCGGAGUGUCCAAUCUGAUUGAGGCCGGUGGCAACGUUGGUCCGACUACGGUUACUGCCAAAACCCCGAAUUGA